Molecule: messenger RNA, 1578 nt
Organism: Penicillium waksmanii
Lineage: Eukaryota; Fungi; Ascomycota; Eurotiomycetes; Eurotiales; Aspergillaceae
Exons: 3
Coding region: 1-1578 (525 amino acids)
Source: RefSeq, a predicted model, not a curated record
AUGGACGACUCCCCCACGCCCAGCCUUGCGCCCGUCCUCGACGAGCAACAAUACCGAACAGAUGUCCUCCACCUCGACUCGGCAGAAGCAGAACAAGCGCGGGCGCAACAGCUCUCUGACGAGGCGCGCACUCUCGGCCUGAAAGUUCCUGAGAUCGAAGCCUCGGCACCGCUGGCCGCCUCGAUCGCCUCUGGAAUGGUCGAUCUCUCCUCGCCGGUCCUCUCAUCGGGCUCAUCGACUGAUCGGAAUUCCCUCGCUGAUGGCUCCGUCACUCCCUCCUACGAACCGUCCUCCCCAUCCCCGCUCGAUCAAGUCGUCUCCUCCCCGUCCUCAAUCACAAUUGCAUCCGAGCUCGCGAAGCCUGGCAGUACGCGCUCGCUCGCUUCGCUGUCCACUCGGCCAACCUCGUAUUGUUCCAGCGAGAGCAGGACUCUGCCUGGCGCUUAUGCGUAUGGUAAAAAUGCGGAUAGUUUGUCGGUUCCCGUGAAUCGCAUGUCUAUGCUCAGCGUUGCGUCGGCGGACAAGAAAGAUAAAAGGAGGAGUAGCAUUAAGAGUGCCAUUGGACGGAUCCAGUUUCGCAGGAAGCGGCCCUCUAGCGUCUUGCUCCCGCCUGAUUCAAACGUUCUAGUCUCCAAGGGCGACACGGGCGUGGAUCAUGUCUACCUCGAGCAGAAGAAACAGGCGCCAACAAGCAACGAUAUGCUCCCCCGUCCGCCAACAUCGGAAUCUCUCGCGAAGUUGGAAAUCCCCCUCUUCGACGAGGAAUCGCUGCAGAGAAGCUUGGAUGAUCCAGAGCUAAGCGAGAUGUUAGAGCGACAUCGACUGGAGAAGGACAGACACAUGGUAUUCCAAGAUGCCGCCCUCAGCAUCACGCGGCAAAGACAUCAGACCGCCAUUUCGGAACGAUACGCAGACAACGAGCGUUUGGAGGAAGAGAAGCGUGUAAAGAAUACAGCCGCGACUAGUCGACUGGAGGAGCGCCAACUCGCCAUCGAAAUGGAACAGCAGCGUGAUUUCGAACGCGCGAAAAUGAACUCUCCCCCCCCACCUUCACCUUCCCCCGGAGGGACUGCGCAACAAUCUUCCGAGUCGAUGAUCUCCGAGACAAACGGCACCCCACCAGCCCGUCGCAUCACGCAGCAGCAAAAAGAGCAGCUCGAGCAGCAAUAUCACGCGCACGAGUCGAUGGAUGCCCUUCAUGAAGCUCGCAUCAAAGUUCUCCGAGACCGGCAAGAAAUGAAGCUGUCGGAGGCUAUGGAGCGUAUGGAGCGCGAACUGGAUACGCUGUGCGAGCAGAAUAUCAAAAAUAUCAAAACGCUUCAGGUUGAACAUAGGAAUGAGGAAACGACUGUUAUCAAGGCUUUGGACUCGAAGAAAAUGGAGCUGCAGCAUCGUUGGCAUUUGGAAGAAGCUAUUUUGCGCCACCAGCUUGAACAAAGAAAUGGGCAUGUUUACGGGCCCCUGCCGUUGAUCUCUUUCACUGUUGCUACUGCUGUUGCCGAUGAAUCUGAGACCGAGAACCGAGAUUGUGCUAUUUCUGUUUCGGAGGCGUCGUCUGUUGCUGCUGGGGAAAUUUAG